This is a messenger RNA of Colossoma macropomum (tambaqui), 4693 nucleotides long. RefSeq names its product StAR-related lipid transfer (START) domain containing 13a (gene stard13a). The record is from RefSeq and is a predicted model, not a curated record. Gene Ontology annotation, molecular function: lipid binding; protein binding; GTPase activator activity. The transcript is spliced from 17 exons. Lineage: Eukaryota; Metazoa; Chordata; Actinopteri; Characiformes; Serrasalmidae. The coding region runs from base 141 to 3731 and encodes 1196 amino acids. Gene Ontology annotation, biological process: regulation of Rho protein signal transduction; actin cytoskeleton organization; signal transduction.
GAGAGGCAUCCUUGGGGCAGUGUGACAAAGAUAACAAUGGUGAUGACGUAGACGACGAUGAUUAUGGCGUUUGUCUUGAACUGCAAAGACAGUUCUUCAUCAGCCACAGCCGGAGAGACAAAAACAAAGCCAGGUUAAAAAUGACGGGAUCAAAAUUGGGGCCUUCACACGCUUCUGUGAGAACAGUCCAAGAGGCCUCCAGCAGUACUAUAGCUGAAGAGGAGGGGGUCACAGUCAGCAGUGAAAAGGUCCAGUCUAGAGAGUCUGUAACUAUGCUGAUUAGGAAGUUUGAUCAACUUAGCCUGCACAUCCAGGAAGCAUCACUCUCUAGGUCCUUUGUUCGGGACAAGCCCUGCCAUACCUCAGCAGAACUCUGGGACAUGCCCUCCUCUGAUUCAGACAGAAACUUCCCCACCUACAGUCCCAAUGACCAUGCUGCUCGUAACCCAAAGCCGGCUGGGGUUGGAGCUGUGUGUCAGAACCAUCGCAUUUCAAGAGGUCCAAACGGUAUGGAAUGCCACCUCUCGUCACUUAGAGAGAGCAGUGCUCAUCUUCACAGCAAGUUGGGGCUUAAGAUGAACACUGGAACAGGAGAAAUCGAAGCAAAGGAGGCAUGCGAUUGGCUGAGGGCAGCAGGAUUCCCACAAUAUGCCCAACUCUACGAGGAUUCCCAGUUUCCCAUUGACAUAUCUGCUGUCAAAAAGGACCAUGACUUCCUCGACAAAGAUCUGGUGGAGCCCCUGUGCCGGCGGCUCAACACUCUGAACAAGUGUGCCUCCAUGAAACUGGACGUAGGCUUCCCCAAGAAGAGAAGUGAGGACUCGGAUGAGGACGACCUGCUGGCCAUCAGCAACAGAUGGACAUUUGAGCGGAGCAGCCGCCGCUGGUCUCGCCUGCGGGACAUCGACCUAAUCCUGGGGGGAGCAGAUGGGCGGAGCCCCUCACAGGGCCCCGGCCUACGGACAACAGUGAGCAGCGAGAGCGUCCUGACCGACCUGAGCGAGCCAGAGAUCUGCUCCCUGCACAGUGAAGACUCUCUGUCCAUCAUGCCUGACUCCGUCUCCCUCGCCCACCUGGGCAUACCCCGAGACCUGCCUCACUACGGCUCACUCCCUGCCAAAAGCGGGCGGCGUGGGCGCACACGUGCCAAGGACUUCCUACGGCGGAUGGAGACGCUGGGGCGCUCGUGGGGGCCCUCGCUAGGGCGUCCAGAGCGCCGAUCAAUGGCUAUCAGUGGGCCAGUCCUGCAGAGUCAGCCGGAAGCUCUCAAAACACUGCGCUGUGUCCCAAUAGUCAACGGAGAGCCAUUAAGUACUGAAAAGUCUCCAACUGCUGGCAGUUGCUCACCCAUGCUUGCUAGCAGUGAAGAGACUAGCCAAUCAGAGACCAGUGGUUGCACUGGGACUGAACUGAAGGAACAUGUGCCCAAACUCCACAGUGCCAGCAAGCGGGCAGGGGUAUACCUAGAUGACCUGGACGUGCUGUCUGGGGUCCCACAAAGGAGGAGGCCUGUAGAGCAGAGUCGGAGGAACGAGUUUCGCUCCUAUGAGGACCUGGUGGUUCACAUCCCAAAGGACCACAAGCCAGGCACCUUCCCCAAGGCGCUGUCCAUUGAGAGCCUGUACCCUGCAAGUGGAGACGCUGGGAACUGGAGAGUUCAGGAGCCGGAACGGCUGCGGCAGCCACGGGCUGGGAAGGGCACAGGCCUGAGAGAGCAGCGGCCUGUGACUCGCUGCUGCCCACGGGGUAGCCGGAUCAGCGUGUACGACAACGUGCCUGGUUCGCACCUAUAUGCCAGCACUGGAGACCUGAUGGACCUGGAGAAGGAGGAUCUCUUCCCACACUUGGAUGACAUCCUGCAACAUGUGAACGGCCUGCAGCAGAUCGUGGAUCACUGGUCCAAAAAUGUCCUGCUUGAAGGUGAAUGCGAGGGUGAUGGGGGGAUGACGGAUGCUCAGUCAUCUAGUCAGAUCACGCUGGAUUUUGAAGGGACCUCGGUGACCACACCCAGUGACGGAGACAGGGACGGUGUGUCUCUGAAUGAUACAGACACUUCCAGCACCAGAGAGCGGCGGGACUCAGGAGUGGGGGCAUCACUGACACGACCUCGCCUCAGGUGGCCCAGCUUCAGGAUGUCCAAUCGCCUCAGCCAAUCAGGAGCCUCGUUACAAAUCUCCAGCCAGUCGGCAGGCCAGCUCAGCCUGUUGCAGAAGUUCUCAUUGCUGCGCUUGACAGCUAUCAUGGAGAAAUACUCUAUGUCCAACAAACAUGGCUGGACCUGGUCAGUGCCAAAGUUCAUGAAGCGAAUGAAGGGGCCGGAGUACAGGGAUAAGAGCGUGUUUGGAGUGCCUCUUAUUGUGCAUGUGCAGCGCUACGGCCAGCCUCUGCCUCUCUGCUUGCAGCUGGCGCUGCGCUACCUCCGGAGCCAAUGCCUUGACCAGGUGGGGCUUUUCCGUAAGUCCGGCGUGAAGUCUCGGAUCCAGGCUCUGAGGCAGAUGUGUGAGAACUCUCCAGAGAGCGUGGACUAUGAGGAUCAGUGUGCAUACGAUGUGGCGGAUAUGGUGAAGCAGUUCUUCAGAGAUCUUCCUGAGCCACUGCUCACCAGCAAGAUGGGGGAGACCUUCCUCCAUAUUUACCAGUAUGUUCCUAAGGAGCAGCGCUUGCAGGCAGUGCAGGCAGCCAUCAUGCUGAUGGCAGAUGAGAACCGAGAGGUCCUGCAGACCCUGCUCUGCUUCCUGAGUGAUGUCACGUCGUCUGUAGAGGAGAACCAGAUGACCCCGAUGAACCUGGCCGUGUGCCUGGCUCCUUCACUCUUCCAUCUCAACAUUAUGAAGAAUGACAACCUGUCACCGAGGUCUAUCCAAAGGAAGUAUGCCACUGGACGGCCUGACCAAAAGGACCUCAACGAGAAUCUCGCUGCCACCCAAGGACUUACUCACAUGAUCACUGAGUGCAACCGACUGUUUGAGGUUCCUCAGGAGAUGGUCACUCAGUCCAGAAAUUCCUACAUGGAUGCUGACCUGCUGGCGCCCCCUCUGGACGAGCUGUGCAAACAGCAGCAGCCACUUGAGGAAGAUGAAGAGGAAGGCGAAGAGGAAGGCUCCUAUCGCUGCUACUUGGAGGGGCUGAUCCAGAACCUGCUGAAGGAGGCCAGAGACAAGACCAAGUGCUGGGUGAGCCGACCCAACAUCGACAACACCGAGCUAUCGUUCAAAAAGCUGGGUGAUGGAACCCCACUGCGGCGAUGGCGUGUCUCAGUUGAAGUGGAGGCUCCACCGUAUGUGGUGCUGAACCGGGUGCUGCGAGAGCGCCACCUGUGGGACAGUGAACUCCUGCAGGGGAAAGUUCUGGAAACACUGGACAAGCAGACUGAGGUGUACCAGUACUCCCUCAACAGCAUGGCCCCUCACCCCAGCAGAGACUUUGUGGUGCUCAGGACGUGGCGGACAGACAUGCCGAAGGGGGUGUGUGUAUUAGUGUCUGUUUCCAUUGACCAUGAGGACAGCGCGCCUAUGGGAGGAGUUCGGGGCGUGGUUCUGGAGUCACAGUACCUGCUGGAACCUUGUGGGUCCGGCAAGUCCAGACUCACACAUAUCUGCAGAGUGGAUCUCAAGGGAAAGUCACCUGAGUGGUAUAACAAAGCCUUUGGUCAUCUGUGUGCUGCCGAAGUGGCUCGCAUUCGCAACUCCUUCCAACCACUGGAUGCUGAGGGCCCUGAGACCAAAAUCUAAGCCUGGCUUUGGAGAAGGGCUUGGGGGGAUCAGGGUUUGGGGCCAAGCUUGGGACCACAGUCCACAGUUAGGCCAAAGAUCAGGGGUUGGACCAGCGCCAAAGUGACUAGGGUUAGGACCAGAGGACUUUGGAUACUGUAACUAACUGUAAAGUGGUAAGAAUAGUAAGUUGAGAGAGCGGCAGAGGGUGAAGUAGAAAGAAGCUAAAAGAGAAAGAUGGGACGUUUUUGCAGCUAUAACCAGACUCAAAAUACUCUCGGAAUACUCGAACAAUGACUUUAAUGCUGUACAGCUCCGAUUUCUGAUGAUCAUGAUUUGUUGUACAAUAUGUUCUUCACUUGGGUGCUUGGCUUGUUAUAUUUCUGGUUAGUCAAAACUCCAAAACUUCACUGCCAGUUUCAGAGUGUCCCUGAUUGGUGGAUGUUUUUGGUGGCAGAGAGGAGAGCAGAAAUGGGAAAUGAAGGUCAGAGAAAGUAAGAAAGGCUCUGCGGCGGUCAUUCAGCUUUGUAUACAGAAGCAGUCAAUGUGAAAAGACCUUCUGGUCUAGUCUAGUCUUCUUAGCUGUGCUUUGAGCCUGCAUUCACAGACAGUACUGUACUAACUCCUGCAGAUAGUGCUAAAGAGGGCAGUCGCGUAAAGACGAGCACUACAUACAGCAAUAUUUUCAUCAAGACGUCACUUCAGCCCAACCGUUGUAGAGCGAUCCAUUUCACAUUUGGUGUUGCGUUUAGGCCCCACUCACUUUUGCACUUCCCACCUGGCUGUUAAUCCUUUUGAAAUUAGUUUCAGAGACAAUACAAAUACACUAUAUUGCCAGAAGUAUUCAGUCGUCUGCCUUCAUACACACAUGAACUUGAGUGACAUCCCAUUCUUAAUCCAUAGGGUUUAAUAUGAUGUCCCACCCUUUGCAGCUAUAACAGCUUCAAUUCUUCUGGGAAGGCUUUCCACAAGGUUUAGGAGUG